Messenger RNA from Larimichthys crocea (large yellow croaker), 5000 nucleotides. It is a transcript of the gene atp8b5b, whose product is annotated as ATPase phospholipid transporting 8B5b. The transcript has 28 exons. Gene Ontology annotation, molecular function: magnesium ion binding; ATP binding; ATP hydrolysis activity. Bases 380 to 3967 code for a protein of 1195 amino acids. The record is from RefSeq and is a predicted model, not a curated record. Gene Ontology annotation, cellular component: plasma membrane; trans-Golgi network. Lineage: Eukaryota; Metazoa; Chordata; Actinopteri; Sciaenidae. Gene Ontology annotation, biological process: Golgi organization; phospholipid translocation.
UUAAGCCCAGAGCUGUUACUGUAGGCGCUGGGGGAUCCCAGCUCUUCCUGUGUGAACCUGAAACCCCUACUGUGGGUGCCUCUCUCACCACAACACCACUUCACCUGUCGUCCAUCCUGCGUGUCUUUCAUUCAGCUGGAGGCCCCAGUGGAACCUCCUUCUCUGUGUGGGACUACAUUGGUGUCUGGACGUCCAAACAGGGCACAGAAGAGGGGCCUGGAUUCACUUUAAGGGCUGAGGCGGAAGGAGAGGGAAACUUCUUUCCCUCUCUUUUUUGAUUGAUUUGUUUGGGGCCCGGUGUUUUGUGUCCAUGUGUGGGCAGGACACAAGAAGUCACAUUUUUGUUUGAGGUGUAGAAUAUGGAGAAACUGAACUAAAGAUGGGGUUGGUAGCAUCAUUCUUUGGCCAGUUGUGUGGAAAAGAGAAAAAGCCAGAGGAGGAGAGACACUUACGAGCUAAUGACAGGUCCUUCAACCUGACUUACCAAUACGCUAACAAUGCCAUCAAGACGUCCAAAUAUAACAUUUUGACCUUCCUGCCUCGUAACCUCUUUGAGCAGUUCCAGAGGCUCGCCAAUGCCUACUUCCUCUUCCUCAUGAUCCUGCAGGUAAUCCCACAAGUCUCCUCGCUCUCCUGGUUCACCACAGCUGUCCCUCUGAUGUUUGUGCUGUCUAUAACGGCAGUCAAGGACGCCAACGAUGACAUAAACAGACACAAAAGCGACAAUCAAGUGAAUAACCGCAUCGUGAACGUCCUCGUCGAUGGAAAACUGAAAAAUGAAAAAUGGAUGAAUGUCCAGGUUGGAGACAUAAUCAAACUGGAGAAUAAUCAGUUUGUCACAGCGGACCUUCUGCUGCUGUCCAGCAGUGAGCCUCUCAAUCUGGUCUACGUUGAAACAGCUGAAUUAGAUGGUGAAACCAACCUGAAGGUGAAACAGGCCCUGACUGUAACCGGAGAGAUGGGAGACAACAUCGAUGCGCUGGCUGGCUUCAAUGGUGAAGUGCGAUGUGAGCCUCCCAACAACCGUCUAGACAAAUUCACCGGCACCCUGUCCCUGAACGGGCAGACCGCCGCUUUGGACAAUGACAAGGUGCUGCUCAGAGGAUGUACUCUGAGGAACACCGAGUGGUGCUUCGGCCUCGUCAUCUUCGGAGGUCCUGACACCAAACUGAUGCAGAACAGUGGAAAGACAACAUUCAAACGGACGAGCAUUGACCACCUGAUGAAUGUCCUGGUGUUGUGUAUCUUUGGUUUCCUGGCGUCGAUGUGCACCUUUCUGGCCAUCGGCAAUGCAAUCUGGGAAUCGAGGGAGGGAUCAAUGUUUGUAGCCUUCCUCCCACUUGAAAAAGGGGUGGAUUCCAGUCUGUCAUCCUUCCUCUCCUUCUGGUCCUACAUCAUUGUCCUCAACACAUUGGUGCCCAUAUCUCUUUACGUCAGUGUGGAGAUCAUCCGGCUGGGUAACAGCUUCUUCAUAGACUGGGACAGGAAGAUGUAUUACCCCAAAAGUGACACUCCUGCCCAGGCGAGGACUACCACGCUUAACGAGGAGCUGGGCCAGAUCAAAUACAUCUUCAGUGACAAGACUGGUACCCUGACUCAGAACAUUAUGACUUUCAACAAGUGUUCCAUCAGUGGGAAAGCUUACGGAGAGCUGUUCGAUUUUACCGGACAUAGGGUGGAAAUAACAGAGAAGACCGAGAAAGUGGACUUCUCAUGGAACCAGCUGGCUGAUCCAAAGUUUGUCUUUCACGACCACAGGCUAUUGGAGACUGUGAAAGAGGGAAACCCAGAUGCUCAAGCCUUCUUCCGCUUGUUGGCUCUGUGCCACACUGUCAUGCCUGAUGAAAAGAAAGAGGGGGAGCUCUACUAUCAAGCUCAGUCUCCCGAUGAGGGCGCUCUGGUUACCGCAGCAAGAAACUUCGGGUUUGUGUUCCGCUCACGCACACCAGAGAGCAUCACAGUCGUAGAGAUGGGAAAACAAGUCAUCUAUGAACUUCUGGCUGUUCUUGACUUCAAUAAUGUGCGCAAGAGAAUGUCAGUAAUAGUGCGCAGCCCCGAAGGCAAGCUGACUCUAUUUUGCAAAGGAGCAGACACCAUCAUCUUUGAAAGACUGCACCCGUCCUGUAAGAAACUAGUGGAAGUUACCAACACACACCUCAGCGACUAUGCAGGCGAAGGCCUCCGUACGCUCGCUCUGGCCUACAAGGACUUGGACGAGAGUUUUAUGGAUGAGUGGAAACAGCGCCACCAUGAGGCCAGCACAGCCCUAGUGGAACGAGAGGAGAAACUAGAUGAACUUUAUGAAGAGAUAGAGAAAGACCUGCUGCUGCUAGGAGCGACAGCUGUGGAGGACAAGCUGCAGGAUGGCGUGCCACAGACCAUCGAGCAACUGGCUAAAGCCGACAUCAAAAUCUGGGUGUUGACAGGGGAUAAACAGGAGACAGCCGAGAACAUCGGCUAUUCCUGCAACAUGCUGCGAGAGGAGAUGAAAGAGAUUUUCAUUGUGGCGGCCAAUACGGCUGAAGGAGUCAAAGAGGAGCUACAGAACGCAAGACGGAAAAUGUCUUCAAGCUCUGCAGACAAGCCAUCUGUGAUAAAAGCCCGUGCAGGCCUGUUUUGGCUUCAGAAGACAGAGACUGUGCAGGAUGAGGAGGUGGAUGGAGAAUAUGGCCUAGUUAUAAAUGGACACAGUCUGGCCUUUGCACUGGAGAAGGACUUGCAGCUGGAGCUGCUGAGGACAGCGUGUAUGUGUCAGACUGUGAUUUGCUGCAGGGUCACCCCUCUGCAGAAGGCCCAGGUGGUUCAGCUGGUUAAGAAAUACAAGCAGGCUGUCACACUGGCCAUUGGGGAUGGGGCCAACGAUGUCAGCAUGAUCAAGGCUGCUCAUAUCGGUGUCGGCAUCAGCGGUCAGGAAGGCAUGCAGGCAGUUCUCUCCAGCGACUUCUCUUUCGCCCAGUUCCGUUACCUUCAGCGCCUCCUGCUGGUGCACGGUCGCUGGUCCUACCUUCGCAUGUGCAAGUUCCUGCAGUAUUUCUUUUACAAGAACUUCACCUUCACCUUCGUGCAUUUCUGGUAUGCCUUCUUCUGCGGCUUCUCUGCACAGACUGUGUAUGACGAGUGGUUCAUCACCUUGUACAACCUGAUGUACACAGCUCUUCCUGUCCUCGGCCUGAGCAUCUUUGACCAGGAUGUGAAUGACCGCUGGAGUUUCCAGUAUCCUCAGCUGUACACUCCAGGCCAGUUGAACCAGUACUUCAGUAAGAAAGCCUUUGUGCGCUGUAUGAUGAAGAGCUGCUACAGCUCCCUCAUCCUCUUCUUCAUCCCAUGGGCCGCCAUGCAUGACACGGUCCGAGAUGACGGCAAAGACAUCGCCGACUACCAGUCCUUUGCUUUACUGGCACAGACCUGUUUGCUGAUUGUGAUGAGCAUACAGCUGAGUCUGGACACCCAUUAUUGGACAGCAGUGAACCAGUUUUUCGUAUGGGGCAGCCUGGCCGGUUAUUUUGCCAUCACAUUCACAAUGUACAGCAACGGCAUGUUUCUCAUCUUCACCUCUGCGUUCCCCUUCAUCGGUACCGCAAGAAACUCUCUAAACCAGCCUAACGUGUGGCUGACCAUCUUCCUGACUUCCCUCCUCUGCAUUCUUCCUGUGGUGGCUUUCCGCUUCAUUCUCAUUCAGCUUCGGCCAACCAUUAACGACAAGGUUAGACAUAAGAUGCGGAAGGAGGCGCUGCCAGCUCCUACAAAACCCGUACGUGUCAAGCGUAUCAGCACCCGUCGGUCUGGCUAUGCCUUCUCACACAGCCAGGGUUACGGUGAUCUUGUGACAUCUCGGAAGUUCCUGCUGAAAAUCCCAGUUAGGACUCGACCGGCCCUGUUCACCGAAACAGACUCUCCUCUGGCUCAGAAUCAGCCACAGCACUACCGCACCAUCACAGAGGAGCCGGAGGGCUCACAGAGCCCGUAGACAGGAGGUCGUGUGGGAGCAGCAGGUUUUUAUUAAGUGGAUGCACAGGGUAAAAGUUCACUAUCUGGAUUGUUUCCAGGUCAAACUUGAGUCUGAUUCAGUGUUUUUUUAUAAUGGAUGAAUGUUGAUAUCACUGUGAAAGUGUUUAAUUUGGCAGCACAAAGAACCUAUUAAAUAACCUGAACUGGUGUUUUUGUAUAUUUCAGUUAUAUUAGUCUACAUUACUGCUGACCAUUUUCUAAAAUGUAUUAGAAGUUUUUAGAUAGAUAUUGGUUUCAACUCAUUUCAAUUCACAUUAUUUCACACAUGCAAACCUGUUUUAGUGUUUGACCUCUGAGUCCCUAUAUGUAAUGUCUUUAUGUCUUUUUUAUGUCAUAACACUUGCAUACAAUGACAUUAUUAUCAUGCCAUUCCAAGAUGACCAGAAUAACCACAAACAGUUUGUACUCACUGGACUAAAACGUGCAAAACCAGAAACUGCAAUGAGAUUAACUUUGUGUCAUGCAUACCAAAUUUGUUUUAGAAAGUUGUACUCUUUUUUUCUUUGUUUUUUUGUUAUUUUGUCAAGACGGGACAAUAUUCGUGGUGUCAUUAUGAGAAAAGAUAAAACUGUGAUUUCAGUUUCUGUGAAAUCUACAAUGAACCUAUUUUCACUCUGUUGUUUACAUGAUGAUUUACAUGAAGAUUUUUUAUUGUUAUUGUCCUGCUCUGUGUUAAUCUGAAGGCUCAUUUUUGAAGAGAUGUAUAACUUGUUCAGUCGGUACCACUUAGUUAUUGUAUUUAAGUACAGUAAAAAAAAGAGAAGUUCAAUAAUGGUUUAAGUGUCAUACUACGGAUAGUGCAAAGACCAUCAGGAAGCACCUAUUAUGCAUAAAAUCCCUUUUUUCAGUCUUACCACAUAUUUUGCCAUUGUGUCUUUCUUUUUUUUUAUGUCAGGCUCCUCAGACUCACAACUGAUGAUAUUUUUGUUGGUUCAGUUUUGAUUGUUCAAGUUUACAUGAGAGAUCAUUUGUGAAUAAAACAAAUCACUCGA